Acanthoscelides obtectus is the source of this 184-nucleotide messenger RNA. The record is from the annotation of a GenBank genome assembly. NCBI's taxonomy places the organism in Eukaryota, Metazoa, Arthropoda, Insecta, Coleoptera, Chrysomelidae.
GAAAGACGAAGAUCCAGUUAAAAGCCGGGAACAGAAAACGAAAAAUAUGGAAAGAGAUGACCACCAGGGAACUACGUCAGCUAUGAAAGGAAAAUCCGAAGAAUUGCCUUUUAAGGAAGAAGCAAGCAGAAGUGGAGAAGUCUUUAUUCAUCUUCUGAUGAAAAAACUAGCCGCCAAACAUUGA